This is a messenger RNA of Populus trichocarpa (black cottonwood), 2549 nucleotides long. Its product is annotated as scarecrow-like protein 14. Lineage: Eukaryota; Viridiplantae; Streptophyta; Magnoliopsida; Malpighiales; Salicaceae. The record is from RefSeq and is a predicted model, not a curated record. Gene Ontology annotation, cellular component: nucleus. Gene Ontology annotation, biological process: regulation of DNA-templated transcription. Bases 243 to 2381 code for a protein of 712 amino acids. Gene Ontology annotation, molecular function: sequence-specific DNA binding; DNA-binding transcription factor activity. The transcript has a single exon.
AGUAUUCUAGGCUUAAAAAAUGACACUGCCUCACCAUUUCCCUUUAAAGAAGAGAGUGUGAACUCCUGCUGAAGAAGGAAAAACUGUGGUUUUAGCGCGAUACACUUAUUGUGUGCAUAUCAAUCUUUUGAUUUUUCUGCAAAACUUCUGGUUUAAUCUAGCAAGUUCAGGCUUUUGAUUCUUGAUUGGCUCCUGAGCCAUAUAGUUCCGUCUUUUUUUCUUUUCAUUUUCCCAGAUAGUUCAUGAAUAACCUUUUCCAAGAAUACCCAAAUUCCAUGAACAGAUUCGUAUUUGACCACGCUUCAGUUUCUUUCUCUCCAAAUAGGGAUCUUGUUAAUGGAUAUAAACUCAAUGAUACCUUGAGUAGUCCAAAUCCAUCUUUUAAUUAUUUCAAUCCUGAAUCGCCUAGUGACUCAACAUCAUCAUCUUCUUCCUCAAAUUCAUGUUCUGAAGUAUAUGGUCCAAGCAAUAAUGUUACUCUCAAGUUCAUAAGCGAUGUGCUUUUGGAGGAGGACUUGGAGGGUAAGACAUGUAUGUUGCAGGACUGUUUAACCCUCCAAGCCGCCGAGAAAUCCUUAUACGAUGUCCUUGGUCAGGAGUACCCCCAUUCGUCGAAUCAAAUUCUUUCUUGUUUCAAUCAAAAUGUUGAAAGCCCGAAUGAUGGUGUCACUUGGAUUAACAAUACUGGUAGCACCAACGGCUAUCAUACUGCUAACAACUUGGUUGAAAAAUCCGAUUGGAUUUUUGAUCAAGCUGAUUUGGAGUUAUCUCAAGUACCGCAAUCCUCUCCGGUUCUCUCCCUUGAAAAAACCCCUCUAGGAACAGAUUUCCAAGGUCCGGCGCAUCCUUAUGAGAUGCUCAGCAAAGGGGAAGGAGAAGCCGGCAUUUCUCUUUCAACUAGUGAUUAUUUGAUGUCAUCUCCAGAGCGCAGCUCCUCCAACCCUCCGGACAAGGAGGAGAGAGGCUACUCACCAAAUAGUUCACGGGGAAGGAAAAAUCAUCAGCGCGAAGAUAGUGAUGAUUUAGAAGAAGAGAGGGGCAAGAAGCAUUCUGCACUUUCUCCUGCAGAGUCCGAGCAGUCAGAGUUGUUUGACGAGGUAUUGCUUUGUUCAGGUGCACAGAAUGUGUCUGCAUCAUGUGCUCUUCUGGACAAGUCACAAAAUGGAGCAGGGAGAAAUGAACAGAGAAAAGGGUCUAAUGGUAGAGCGGCACGCGCAAAGAGAAAGGAAAAUAAAGAAGAAGUUGUGGAUUUGAGCUCUCUCCUCACCCAAUGUGCACAAGCUGUGGCAAUUGGUGACCAAAGAACUGCAAGUGAGCUACUUAAGCAGAUUAGGCAACACUCUUCUCCAUUUGGUGAUGCAAAUCAAAGGUUGGCGCAUUACUUUGCUAAUGCCCUUGAUACACGUUUAGCCGGCACUAUGACACCUACAUUUGCACCAAUUGCAAGUCACAGAACAUCAGCAGCUGAGAGUGUAAAAGCUUAUCAGGUAUAUGUUAGAGCAUGCCCAUUCAAAAGGAUGUCUAAUUUCUUCGCCAACAGGACAAUUCUGAAACUUGCAAAGAAAGCAACAAGACUACACAUUAUUGAUUUUGGCAUUCUUUACGGUUUUCAAUGGCCUUGCCUAAUCCAGCGUUUAUCAGAAAGACCUGGUGGACCUCCCAGGCUACGUAUUACAGGAAUUGAGCUUCCCCAACCAGAUUUCCGGCCUGCAGAAAGGGUUGAGGAGACAGGCCGUCGCUUAGAAAAAUAUUGUGAGAGGUUUAAAGUCCCUUUCGAGUAUGAUGCCAUAGCACAGAAAUGGGAAACCAUCAGAUAUGAGGAUCUCAGAAUUGACGAAGACGAGAUGAUUGUCGUCAACAGUUUAUAUCGGCUAAGGAACCUCCCCGAUGACACAGUUGUGGAGAAUAGUGCAAGAGACGCUGUUUUGAAGUUGAUCAACAAGAUCAAACCAGACAUGUUUAUCCAUGGGGUUGUAAAUGGUGCUUUCAAUGCGCCAUACUUUGUCACUAGGUUCCGAGAGGCACUCUACCAUUACUCCUCAUUGUUUGAUAUGUUUGAGGCUAAUGUGUCACGUGAAGAUGAAAACAGAAUGCUGUUUGAAAAAGAGCGAUACGGAAGAGAGAUUAUCAAUGUGAUAGCAUGUGAGGGCACAUCAAGAGUUGAAAGGCCAGAGACAUACAAGCAGUGGCAGUCGAGAAAUCUGAGAGCUGGGUUCAGGCAACUUACCUUAGAUCCGGAGCUUUUCAAGGACGUGAGAUCUGUGGUGAAAUCAGAGUACCAUAAAGAUUUUGUUGUUGAUGCAGAUGGCCAGUGGAUGCUUCAGGGAUGGAAGGGGAGAAUAAUCCAUGCUCUUUCUGUUUGGGAACCAGUCCAAGAAUAACAACAUAAAUCUUUCUGUGCUCAUAAAUACUUGGAAUUGCUGUUUUUUUAAGAUCCUGUUAGAAGUUUUUCUACAUCAUAUGUAAAUUUCACCUCAGAUAUCUCAGUAUAACUUUUUUUUGUACAGUAUAUGAAAUAGACUUGGCGAUAAAUUUAUCAUCUUAGCAGU